Messenger RNA from Galendromus occidentalis (western predatory mite), 4705 nucleotides. It is a transcript of the gene ATP8A, whose product is annotated as ATPase phospholipid transporting 8A1. Gene Ontology annotation, molecular function: magnesium ion binding; ATP binding; ATPase-coupled intramembrane lipid carrier activity. The record is from RefSeq and is a predicted model, not a curated record. Gene Ontology annotation, biological process: phospholipid translocation. Gene Ontology annotation, cellular component: plasma membrane; trans-Golgi network. Bases 315 to 3827 code for a protein of 1170 amino acids. Lineage: Eukaryota; Metazoa; Arthropoda; Arachnida; Mesostigmata; Phytoseiidae. The transcript has 11 exons.
CUCUGCGGGUUUUCCAAUAGUGUCCUUAGGUGACGGUGAUAGUGCGCUAGGAGAGAAUUGUCUCCGGCGACUUUGACUGCUUUGUAGAUAGAUGGAGGGGGAGAGGUUGACGCGGUGAGCGGCAGCGUACCCAAGGCGUAGUCAUGGCUGACGUAUCGCAAGGAUCAGUCGGCGAAAACUACGACAGCGGGAGUGGCAGAAACUACAUCAGGAGGAGGUGUCGUCGUCAGUGACAUGUUCGAAGAGCUGAACAAGCACUUCUCUGAACGAAGCCGCAUCAACAGUGAUAUCCUCCACUCGUGUCAGUGACAAACAUGAACCAUCCGCGGCUUUCAGGUCAAUCGCUGACCGUCUUCGAUGACUUGAGUAACGACCAAGAUGAGGAGGCAUUGGGUUUGGACAGAGGCGACGAACAUCGGAGCAUUCCCAUCAACGGGAUUCUGAAACAACAUCAGUUCAGGAACAAUGCGAUAUCCACCGCGAAAUAUUCGAUCUACACGUUCGUGCCGAAGUUCCUCUACGAGCAAUUUCGGCGAUAUGCGAACGUGUUCUUCCUCUUCGUCGCUCUCAUGCAACAAAUUCCCGGCGUUUCCCCCACUGGUCGUUUUACAACGGCUGUACCGCUGGUAUUUAUUCUGGUUGUUUCUGCGAUCAAAGAGAUAUUUGAAGACUUCAAAAGGCACGUGGAAGAUCGCGCGGUCAAUCGAAGUAAAGUUAAAGCUUUGAGACGUGUCAAUGAAGAAGGGCCCUCCCAAUGGGUGGACAUAAUGUGGAAUGAGGUUGUGGUCGGAGACUUCCUCAAGAUCACAUCCGGUCAAUUCUUCCCAGCAGACAUGAUUCUGCUAUCGUCGAGUGAAACUGAAAGAAUGUGUUACAUUGAAACUGCAAAUCUCGACGGUGAGACGAAUUUGAAGGUUCGUCAAGCACCCAAAGAUCUUCCUGUCUGGAUGAAGUCCGAUGACCUCGAGAAGGUCACGGGAGUCGUCAAUUGCGAGAAUCCCAAUCGGCACCUCUAUGAGUUCAGUGGUAACAUCCAACUGGAUCAAGGCCUUGCACAAAAAGCGAUACCUGUUAAUAAUGAUGCAAUUCUACUCCGCGGUGCCAUAUUAAAAAAUACUUCUUGGGUAUUUGGCUUUGUCAUUUACACUGGGCACGAAUCGAAACUCAUGAUGAACUCCACAGCACCUCCACUUAAAAGAUCGACAGUGGACAAACUGACCAAUAAGCAAAUCAUCAUGAUGUUCAUGAUCCUCAUCAUAAUAUCUUUGAUAUCGGCGAUCGCGUCGGAGAUCUGGAAUAAGGGCAAUGAGUUUCUCUUGUUCAUUCCUUGGAAGGAUGGAGUUCCAGUGAACUUCGGUUUCAACUUUUUGACGUUCACCAUUCUAUACAACAACCUUAUUCCCAUAUCGCUACAAGUCGCCCUCGAAGUGGUGCGCUACGUGCAAGCUAGCUACAUCAACCAGGACAUGGAGAUGUACCACGAAGAAACCGAUACACCUGCGAAAGCGAGGACUUCCAACCUCAACGAGGAGCUCGGAGCCGUCAGAUAUAUUUUCUCGGACAAAACCGGUACCCUGACCUCGAAUAUCAUGGAGUUCAAGCGCUGCUCGAUCGGGGGACAGACUUUCGGAGACACUGAAACCGGCAUGGACCCGAGUCAGAUAGAGUCUAUUCUACGGUGUAAGGAUAAGCUUUCGGAGCAAGUGAGAAACUUCUUCACUCUCAUGGCAGUGUGCCACACAGUCGUCCCUGAACCCAGUCCAGAAUCUAGCGAGCUCACCUAUCAGGCCGCCUCUCCCGACGAAGGCGCACUGGUCAAAGGAGCGGCUAAGGUGGGCUUCGUUUUCACCACUCGGAAGCCUGCGGAAUGCACCAUCGAGAUCUUCGGCGAGAGGAAGACAUAUGAAAUUCUCAACGUGAUAGAUUUCACAUCAUCGAGGAAACGGAUGAGUAUCAUCGUUCGAACUCCCGAAGAUCGCAUCAUCCUGAUGUGCAAAGGGGCUGAUACUAUGAUAUACGAACGACUUUCGGAUCGCAAUGAUUCCUCGCAGACAGACGUCGUCCUUGAACAUUUGGAAAUGUUUGCCACAGAUGGUCUCCGCACUCUGUGUUUGGCUGCUGUUGAAAUAAGUGCCGAAGAAUACGAAGAGUGGAGGAUCGAGUACGAUAAAGCGAGCACAGCAAUCUUGAACCGAGAAGAAAAGAUCGCCAUUGUGGCUGACCGCAUCGAGCAGAACCUCAUUUUGUACGGAGCUUCGGCUAUCGAGGAUCGCCUACAAGACGGCGUUCCGGAAACAAUAGCGGAUCUACUCCGCGCGCAUAUCAAAGUCUGGGUCCUAACGGGCGACAAACAGGAAACCGCUAUCAAUAUUGGAUACUCCACGCGACUUCUGUCGAAUGAUAUUGAACUACUUGUGAUCAACGAAGAAGGGCUGGACGCGACCAGAGACUGCGUACGGAAACAUCUUUCCCAACGGCGGCAUCUCUUGCACCAAGAAAAUAAUAUCGGUUUGAUAAUCGAUGGGAAAACGCUCACACAUGCAUUGCAUUCGGAAGUGCUCGCGGAUUUCGUCGAGCUAUCACUUGCCGUCAAGUGUCUUAUUUGCUGUCGUGUGUCGCCUAUGCAGAAAGCAGAAAUCGUUGAUAUGGUCCGACAGAAAACCGAUGCAAUCACCUUAGCAAUCGGGGAUGGAGCGAAUGACGUGGCGAUGAUACAAGCGGCCCACGUUGGGGUCGGAAUUUCCGGUAUGGAAGGUCUUCAAGCUGCCUGCUCAUCAGAUUAUUCCAUCGCUCAGUUUCGCUUCUUACGUCGCCUCUUGUUCGUCCACGGAGCCUGGAACCAUAACCGGCUCUGCAAAUUGAUCCUGUAUUCCUUCCAUAAGAAUGUCUGCCUGUAUCUAAUCGAAAUGUGGUUUGCCAUUUACUCGGGUUGGUCUGGUCAGACGCUGUUCGAAAGAUGGACGAUCGCGAUGUACAAUGUAUUUUUCACGGCGCUGCCUCCUCUGGCGAUCGGACUGUUUGAUAGGACGUGUAGUGCGCAAACGAUGAUGAACUUCCCGGAGCUGUAUCGACCAGAACAGCACGAGAUCGUCUUCAAUAGGAAAACAUUUUGGGUUUGGAUCACAAACUCUGUAUAUCAUUCCCUGGUGCUUUAUUUCAUCUCGAUGUUCCUGAUGACACAAGACGUGGCCUGGAGCCAUGGACGGGACGGUGGUUACCUAAUGUUGGGAAACAUGUGUUACACUUACGUCGUCAUCACAGUUUGUCUCAAAGCUGGUCUUGAAAUGAAUGCGUGGUCAUGGCCAGUGCACGCUGCUAUAUGGGGCUCGAUCGGUUGUUGGUUUCUAUUUCUAUGGCUAUACUCGAACUUCUGGCGCUGGUUCCCCAUCGGUGCCGACAUGGCCGGCAUGGACUGGAUGGUAUUCUCUUCCGCUCUGUUCUGGUUCGGCUGUCUCUUCGUCCCAGUGGCAGCACUCUUGCUGGACCUCUGCGUCAUCGUGCUCCGUCGGACAACGUGCAAAACGCUGGCGAUGGCGAUUCGCGAGAGCGAAAUCCAAGAUGCCGACUCCGUUCCGCUGACGAGCAACGCAAAGCAUCGGUUCAACGAGACGGCACGACUUAUCCGGAAUGCUUUCCGAACGCCCUCGAUGUCGCCGACGCAGACCUCGACUUAUAGAUCCGCAGGGGAGCCCUGCAGCUCCUCGAGCCAGCAAGAUGUCGAAUUGAAACAUGGAUACGCAUUCUCGCAAGAAGAGCAUGGAGUGAUGUCUCAGGGUGAUCUCAUCCGCCACACCGAUUCCACAAGGAAAAAGCCGAAAGGGCUCUGAAUGUACUUCCAGGAGCGUACCCGGGGAGGAUUCUGAUGCCUUAAUCCCCGCGUAAGAAGAGUCCCAGUCAUCAACCUUGCUCCUCUGGCCAGGGCAUGCACCAAGCAAACCGAUGUGGAUAACGGAGCGGUACGCUGACUUCCGGAGGAGAACGUCCGAUUGAGCUUCCUCACUAGCUCGAAUGUCUUGGCGAUACGCAAAUUGAGGAGAGGAAUUCACUCUCCGCUGUCGACGCACAAACAUCAAGCGAUAGCGGCAAGAUGGCACCCCGAAAGAGCAUCGGAGUUUAAAUGUGAACGAAAUCGUGAUGAUUAGUUCUCUUGAUAGGAAAGUCCAGCAAAAAUACACAUCCGAAUCGCGAGUUGAGCUCGGAGAUAAGUCGAACGGAGCGACUCCCGAGGCGAUCCUCACGAUCAGGGGAGACAGUGUCUUAUAUUUUCUGGCGUGUUAUACUCGAGCCUUCAUCCGAGGUCGCGUAUUUGGCAGAUCGGCGAGCUUUAUCGUUUACGACGAUCCGCAAGUGAGAUGCUUUGAGCUCCGACGACCAGGACGCAGUAUUUUCCAAAUAUUUUCCAGAUAUGGUUUUUCUCUUCCUUAUUUCGAGCUUGGGAAAGCUCCCCUUCCGGGUGAGUGGGUCAGAAGAAGCUGCGAAAAUGGCAGCCUACGAGGUCCUAACGAGGACUCUGGUCGAUACCAUUGACGGGACACCCGUGAGCUUUAUUAGUGGAGAGGCUUCCCUGGCGGAGCCUGCAGUCAAAUCAAGAGUUCCAGUAUCCGGGACGCGUAGAUAUGCUAGAUGCGUCAGAAGAAGUAAUCAAGUUUUGCACAAUUUGCUGGAAAAAUCGUGAUUUCUUAGGGGAUUGUGUAGCUGUAACGAU